CUUUGUCUGCGUGAUCCAUUCGUCAGAAUCGUCAUUGAUAAACUAAGACGCUAAUGCUCAAAGUAGCUUAGUUCCAAACGAGCAACCCCGUAGUUGCCUAGUGCACCUUUGUCGGUUCCCCGAGCUUCGCAAGUACAUCAACAACUCUCUCACCCUCAAUCAUCUCCUCCUUCUUCAUUCCAUUAAUACUAUCUCGAAGACAGCUUUAAUAACUGUUCUUCAUCCAUCACUUUUAUCAUCUCUCAAUAUUCAAUCAAUCCUCACAUAGAGUCUUUGUUUUCUCUUUCAUUGAAAGUCGCAGGCAGACCAUCAGCUUCUUAUCUCAUCUAUUCAUAAUGCGUGGGCUCGUCAGCUUGUCGCUUUUGCCGCUCUUGGCUUCUUCAGCGCCAACAUUCAGCACUGAAACCAUUCACGAAGGUGCUGCUCCUCUCCUUUCAUCAUCAAACUCUGUAGCUGUCCCAGACUCCUACAUUGUUGUAUUCAAGAAGCAUGUCACCGAGGCCUCUGCCAGUGAGCAUCACAGUUGGGUUCAAGACAUCCACUCAAACGGUGAAGCCCAACGAACCGAACUCCGAAAGAGAGGACAAUUCCCUAUCACCACCGAUAUCUUCGAGGGUCUCAAGCACACAUAUAACAUUGCCGGUGACUUCCUGGGUUACUCGGGUCACUUUGAUGAUUCUGUUAUUGAAGAAGUCCGAAGACAUCCUGAUGUAAGUACAAACCCUUCUUCCUUUUCCGCCGCAAUUGCGUCCUUUCUAUCUUCAAUUUUGGUUCCAACUGGAAAGAAGCCAUCCUUAUCUCGAUGUUUCCCCUUAUCUUGAUACUACCAACAAAGGCUUUAAAAGCCCAUUGUUGUUGACUCAACCUUCUUGGUACACACGUAAGCGGCAAGCUCGCACGUGAUGGCUCAUCAUUCUCAAUCCUUGGUCUAUUCAAUUUACGCAACAGUUGUGCUAACCAAUUCUCUUGCAGGUCGAAUACGUUGAGAAAGAUUCCAUCGUACACACAUUAGGGGAUAGCGAGGGUGAGAUCGAGAAGAAUGCCCCUUGGGGCUUGGCUCGUAUCUCUCACAGAGACAGCUUGAGCUUCGGCACAUUCAACAGAUACUUGUAUGCCGCUGAUGCGGGUGAGGGAGUCGAUGCCUACGUCAUUGACACUGGAACCAACACCGAACAUGUUGAUUUCGAAGGUCGUGCACACUGGGGUAAGACUAUCCCAGCUGGCGAUGCUGAUGAGGAUGGAAACGGACACGGAACUCAUUGCUCCGGUACCGUCGCUGGUAAGAAGUAUGGUGUUGCCAAGAAAGCCCACGUCUAUGCCGUCAAGGUACUCAGAUCCAAUGGCUCCGGUACCAUGGCAGAUGUUGUAAAGGGUGUUGAAUGGGCUGCCAACUCCCACACUAAGAAGGUUAAGGAGGGCAAGAAAGGCUUCAAGGGUUCUGUUGCCAACAUGUCCCUUGGUGGUGGCAAGUCUCCUGCUCUUGAUCGUGCCGUUAACGGUGCCGUUGCUGCUGGUAUUCACUUCGCAGUCGCCGCUGGUAACGAUAACGCCGACUCUUGCAACUACUCCCCUGCUGCUGCCGAGAACGCCAUCACUGUCGGUGCUUCCGCUCUCGAUGAUUCCCGUGCCUACUUCUCCAACUACGGUACCUGCAACGACAUCUUUGCUCCUGGUUUGAGCAUUCUGUCAACCUGGAUCGGUAGCAAAUAUGCCACCAACACCAUCUCUGGUACUUCCAUGGCCUCUCCCCACAUCUGUGGUCUCUUGGCCUACUAUCUUUCUCUUCAACCAUCUAGUGACUCUGCUUACGCCGUUGCUGAGAUUACCCCCAAGAAGAUGAAGGAGAACCUUCUCUCUGUUGCAACCGAGGGUGCUCUCUCUGAUGUUCCAUCCAACACCAAGAACAUCCUUGCAUGGAACGGUGGUGGAUCCUCCAACUACACCUCUAUUAUCAAGGCUGGUGGAUAUGCUGCUAAGGCAUCCAAGAAAGUUCCAACAACUGUUGAGCUAUUGGAGAAGGCCAUCGAGAAUGACUUCAACAUGCUCUCUGGCAAGGUUGUUAAGGGGGGCGAGUCUAUCGUCUCCAAGACCGAGGAGCUCUCUAAGAAGAUUCAAAAGAUCGUUGAUGAGGAGAUCAGCGAGUUUUUCGAGGAGUUCAGCUCUUAGAUUUAGAUACGGCUCGAUGCCAUAUUUUGGCAUAGAUCUUGAAGGACAUGGUUCUUCACUAUUUCCUUUCACUUUGUUAUGAUGGUUAUGGGUUGGAGCCGGAUGGAUGUCUCCAUAUGCAUCUUUUGGUUACAGGGUUUUUUUAUUGCGGUCUGCGUCUAGGAACACUAGGGGGUCUCGCGUCUUAAGACUUGAUAGACCAGUAUUUAUAUUAAAUUGUAACAACUCAUUAUUUCUAAUAACAAGCAUGUAUUUCGUGACAAUA
This is a messenger RNA of Sclerotinia trifoliorum, 2431 nucleotides long. The record is from the annotation of a GenBank genome assembly. Lineage: Eukaryota; Fungi; Ascomycota; Leotiomycetes; Helotiales; Sclerotiniaceae.